Molecule: messenger RNA, 402 nt
Organism: Chenopodium quinoa (quinoa)
Lineage: Eukaryota; Viridiplantae; Streptophyta; Magnoliopsida; Caryophyllales; Amaranthaceae
Exons: 2
Coding region: 1-402 (133 amino acids)
Source: RefSeq, a predicted model, not a curated record
AUGGAAAUACCUAUCAUGUUCGAAGAGAGCGAUGCAGUGAAAGGCCAUCAUGACGGUCUGCACAUGAACAUCGAUGAAAAGAACAUCAUCAACAAGUCAACAAUUCUAGUAGGAUUCAGUGGGGAAACCAAGAAGACAAGUGGGGAGAUCACAUUAGCCACCUAUGCAAAAGGUGUCAAUUUACAAGUCAAGUUCCUAGUGAUCGACACCUUAUCAUCGUACAAUAUGAUUCUAGGCAGAUCAUGGAUACAUGAGAUGAGAGCCAUCCCCUCCACAUAUCAUCAAGUCAUUAAAUUCCCUACCAGAUGGGGCAUUCAAGAAAUCAAAGGGGACCCUAAGGAAGCUAAAGAAUGUUACAAGAUCUCCCUAAAAGCAACCUCUGCAGAGAAGGGUUCAGCAUAG